CAUCGAGUCUGGAGCUUCUUGCGAAACCAUGAUAUGCUGCCGGAGGCCGAGUAAUUCGAGAUCCGAUCAAUGACGCGAGCAGCCAUUCAAACACAUCGAAGUCUUUGCUCGCGAAGAAUUGCUGCCUGGGUGGUCGUCUAAACACAUCGCGUGUAGAUCGGACCUCGACCAUACAAACUCGAACGCGAACAUAACCCCAUGUCUAAAGACAGCAGUUCACCGGCAAGAUGCGCUUCAGGGCGAGCAUUCACAACGUCAACACCUUCACCAAGUUCACGGCAUCGCUCGCCAGUCUCGGGAAUGUCGCCUGGGUGAGAUUCAACGAUACGGACGUUCGAUUCACAGUCAUACCCGAAGUGGGCACGCAAGUAUGGGCUGUCGUGGCCAUCGAUAAUCUCUUCGAAACAUACUCCAUCCAGUCGGCAGCAGAGAACAACACCAUCAAUCUGGAAGUUCCACUGGCCGCCUUGCAGAGAGCUUUGAAGAGUGCUCACAAUGCCGUGUCUGCCAGCAUCCGACUCACCAAGAAAGACAAUAUGCCGUUGCUUUCUCUCACCAUUAUCACCCAGACUAUGAUGAGUAGUGCUCCACAAUUUGGCAAUGACUCCUCAUCCACCAUGAAUGGUGACACGAACGGCUUCGGCACCUCAGACACCUUUCGCGAAGAAAGCGUCGAAAUGUUUGGCAAUCGGCAGGACCGCGAGACGACUGUCACACAAGAUGUGCCAGUUCGCGUUCUCGCACCGGCCUCCAUUGAAGGACUUCACGAACCUCAAUGUCGGGAUCCAGAUGUGCAUCUCACCCUGCCAAAUCUCCUCCAGCUCAAAGGCAUCAGCGAUCGCUUCACCCGUCUCGCCGCCACCUCGAAAGCCACUCGCAGCACAGGGUUCAACAGCGCCGCUUCGGGACCAAAACUCGAGCUCAGCGGUAACAUGCACGGCUGUCUCCGCCUCACGCUCCAGACAGACACGAUGAAGAUCAGCAGUCUCUGGACGGGACUGGAGAAUCCCGAACUCGAUCCCACGCACAUCCCGGAUGGUGAAGAGGGAGUCGCGAACCAUCCCAGCACAAGGAUGAAAGAGUUGGGUGAUGCGACGGGCCAGAGCGAGGAAGGAUGGGCGACUGUGAGAGUCGAGGGUAGAGAUUGGGGCCGAGUGCUCAGUGUCGGUCGACUGGGAGGGAGAGUGGUGGCAUGCUUCUGCGACGAGCAUGCGUUGGUGUUGUAUGUUUAUGUGAAUAGUGAUGAGCCUGGGAUGGGAGAGUCAGUGUUUACGUACUACAUCUCUUCCUACGCUCAGUGA
Zymoseptoria tritici IPO323 is the source of this 1301-nucleotide messenger RNA. RefSeq lists its product as uncharacterized. Gene Ontology annotation, cellular component: nucleolus; checkpoint clamp complex; site of double-strand break. NCBI's taxonomy places the organism in Eukaryota, Fungi, Ascomycota, Dothideomycetes, Mycosphaerellales, Mycosphaerellaceae. The record is from RefSeq and is a predicted model, not a curated record. The coding region runs from base 228 to 1301 and encodes 357 amino acids. Gene Ontology annotation, biological process: double-strand break repair via homologous recombination; telomere maintenance; meiotic DNA integrity checkpoint signaling. The transcript has 2 exons.